AUGGGAGAGCGGGAGCUGGCUGGGUCCCUAGCAAGACAGGACCCUUGCGUCACCCAGACUAGGAGCAGCGGGGGAUUCUGGGAAAGAACUGCACAGGAGAUCCCAGGAGAGGAGGUCGUCCUCAGCUCAGAUGCUCAGCGCCAGCGUUUCAGGCAUUCCCGCUACCAGGAGGCCGAGGGACCCAGAGAGGUUUGCAGCAGACUCCACCAUCUUUGCCAUCAGUGGCUGAAGCCAGAGAGACACACCAAAGCUCAGAUCCUGGAUUUAGUGAUCCUGGAGCAGUUCCUGGCUGUCCUCCCUCCGGAGAUGGAAAAUUGGGUCAGGGAAUGUGGGGCAGAGACCAGUUCCCAGGCGGUGGCCCUGGCCGAAGGUUUCCUCCUGAGCCAGGCAGAGGAGAAAAAGCAGGCAGAGCAGGAGGUGAGAGAUUCAUCCAAGUAGAAGCUUAUUUUCAUGCAGUGUAAGACUAUCAGCCUGGAUUGGUUUGUGGUUUUUCACAAGAGCCCAGCACAAUGAAUGCUUUUUGUGGGGGAUGGGGAGGGAAAUGCAGCUUUUAAGAAGUUAAAACAAAACCACAGUAGAAAAUACAAUGUUUAGGUGGAAUGUGUCCUUCCUGCUUGUCUGUAUGGAGACACGAAUGUAUGGAGACAUGAAUAUUAAUUUAAAUGUAUGUGUAGAAACCCGCUUCCUUCACAAAAACAUCAUUUGCAUUUCCCGCUCCACCCACUAUGCGGCCCUCAGAAUGUUGCCCGGAUGGGAAUUCGGCCCCCACGCUGGAAAAACCUCCUUUCAUCUGCUCAGAACUCAGAACCUUGCCUUUUGCUUGCAUCCUUUUCUUUUCUGAUUUCUCUCCUCUCCCUCACCUGGGUCCCUUACAUCGCUUCCAGCCCCGGACGCUGCCAGCAGAAUCGGUCCCCGCUUCCUCCGAAUCCGAGAUGCCUCCGUCGGACUCCAGGCGGAGUCGGCCCUCCUGGGGGAACACGCAGGAGGGCGAAGGGAACCCCAGCUCCCCGGGUAAGAAUGGGCAGAGAAGAUUUCAGCUUCUGCCGGGUGUGCGUAGGAAUAUAAUAACAGUACAGUGGUACCUCGGGUUACAGACGCUUCAGAUUACAGACACUUCAGGUUAUAGACUCCGCUAACCCAGAAAUAGUACCUCGGGUUAAGAACUUUGCUUUAGGAUGAGAACAGAAAUUGUGCGGCGGCAGCGGGAGGCCCCAUUACCUAAAGUUCUUAACCUCAGGUUAAGAACAGUUUCAGGUUAAGAACGGACCUCUGGAACGAAUUAAGUUCUUAACCCGAGGUACCACUGUAUAAUCUGCCUUAUCCUGAUUCAGACCAUUGGGUCUAUCUUAGAUUAGUGUGUCCAACGCUGAUUGGCAUAUUUGAAUCCUGGUGUCUCCCAGAGUCCUAGCCUGAGACUCUAACCACUAUGACACACUGCUGUGCGUGUGCUCUCUCUCUCUCUCUCUCUCUCUCUCUCUCUCUCUCUCUCUCACACACACACACACACUCUGUCUCUCCUGAAACACUAAAAAAAAUGUUCCUAAAGCAAUGCAAUGCUUCCCAGCAUUAUUGUUGUUUAGUCGUUUAGUCAUGUCCGACUCUUUGUGACCCCAUGGACCAGAGCACGCCAGGCCCUCCUCUCUUCCACUGCCUCCCGCAGUUUGGUCAGACUCAUGUUGGUAGUUUCAAGAACACUGUCCCACCAUCUCGUCCUCUGUCGUCCCCUUCUCCUUGUGCCCUCCAUCUUUCCCAACAUCAGGGUCUUUCCCAGGGAGUCUUCUCUUCUCAUGAGGUGGCCAAAGUCUUGGAGCCUCAGCUUCAGGAUCUGUCCUUCCAGUGAGCACUCAGGGCUGAUUUCCUUCAGAAUGGAGAGGUUUGAUCUUCUUGCAGUCCAUGGGACUCUCAAGAGUCUCCUCCAGCACCAUAAUUCAAAAGCACCCAUUCUUUGGCGAUCAGCCUUCUUUAUGGUCCAGCUCUCACUUCCAUACAUUGUGUCAUUUCAGGUGCAGGCACGCCAGCGGCCAUGCAGACUGAGCCUUCUCCUCUUGCUGGUGGAGGGGCACCUGUGGCACCUGACCAGGUAGGUAGAAGUUUGGGGACAGACCGGGCGCCUCUAUCCCUGGGCUACUUGUCAAAGGACACACGGUGAGAGGCUGCGUGACACCCUUUGAGGGGCAAAGCUGACCUGCUCAGCCUCGCCCUCCCUGCCUGGGAUCCUUAGAAGGGGGAGCAGACUGAACGCAACACCUCUUAAUUGCCGCCAGGAUUAUUAUCGGUCAAAAUUGGUGGCGAGGGGGCGAUGAGAACAGCAGCCUCGAGAGAAAAUCUGGAGCAUCAUAUGCCUGGUUACCAAUAUGGUGGGAAAACAGACUUAAUGAUUUAGUUUCCAGUCUUGUAGACUGUUUCAGAGCGUUUCAGAGUGGUGUGCAACACGAUUAAAAUAAGUUGAAAUGCCAAAAAACGAAACAAAACACCAAACUAAAAACAAUAAAGCCAUUCCAACGUAGCACGGACAGCGAGCCCCUUCUGAAGUUGUCACAGGGUGACUGACGUGAUUUUUAUAUCUCCUCGCAGACCCAGAUAAGUAUGUGCCCUGGCGUGUAGCACUCUUUGCAACUGCUGCUAGGAAAAUUAGAGCAAAUUAUAUAGCCAAGGUAGCCACCAACUGUAAAGGAGAUGAAUUUAUUUGACCCUAUCUACAACAAGCUAUAUUCUUUCUUCAUCACCAAACUCCGAAUAUAAUUGCACACUGUAUUAAUUAACAUUAUUUUUUAAUAUAUUAGUGGCCAUGAGAUAAUUUUAGCUUAUAAAUUUUAUUGUUCAAUGUCUUAAUUUGUAUAUUAAGGUACUUUUAUAGCUCUGUUUAGAGUAGGUAAUGUCUUGAUAAUAUAAAUGUUGUAAGUUUUUUGUAUCAAUUCAGUAUAUUUUCUUUUAAUUGUUGAAUGAUUCUGUGUACAUUGCGGCAGCCUUUGGCUAUGUGCAAUAAAACUGACUGACUGACUGACUGGUGCUAAGCCCCGCCCACUGGCCUGUGGUUGGUGAGAGAUGCCAGGAUGUGGCUUACAAUAAUUGAUUAUAAUAGUUUGUUUAAUGAUGAGGAUCCGUUAUAUAGUCUGCAAGGAGAAACUGUUUUCUUCUUCUUCCCCUUCCAGGUUCCGGUGACGUUUGAGGAGGUGGCUGUGUAUUUCACAGAGGAGGAGUGGUCUCUGCUGGAUCCGGGCCAAAGAGCCCUGCAGUGGGAAGUCAUGGUGGAGAAUUAUGGGAUUCUGGCUUCUCUGGGUAAGGCUUAUUGAUUUAACAAAACCUAUAUACUGCUUGGUUGCAUUUUUUUUUUUUAAAAGAAGCAAACUUCUAAGCACACGAAAAUGAUAAAACAUUGAAAUUCUCAAGAAAAGCAACUAAAAGCAGGUAUUUAAAACAUUCAAAAGACGAUUAAGAGAUCAUUAAGAUGAUUAAGAGAUAAAACACAUGCCUAAACAAAAAUGCACUAAGCUGUCAAUUGGCAAGGAGUUCCACAUUAACAUUAAGUGCUGCCACAUUAACAGAUAGAUUUCUUACAUUGUUUUGAGUACAGUGGUACCUCGGGUUACAGACGCUUCAGGUUACACACUCCACUAAGCUGCCUUAUCCUGAUUCAGACCAUUGGGUCUAUCAUAGCUCAGUGUGUCCAAUGCCUAGAGUCCUUAUCUAGAGGUUCUGCACAGGAGUCACCUUAAACAGCAUCAGAGGCCUUUCACACUGCAUUUUCAGUUAAUGGCAAUCAGCAAAAUUAAUUUAAUAUUGGCCAGAUCUGCCUUACAUUCUGGCGUGAGCAGCAGCAGACGUUCCCUCAUUUAGAGGCUGCGUUUUUUCCUUCGAUCUUACUAGUUUUCUCUCCUUCCUCCAGCAGGAGAUGGGUGGAAGAACGGGAAUGAAGUAACACCGUGCACGGUCUCCUUGGAAAAAGCCAGACGUUCGGAGAAGGAAGAGCAGAAAAGGGAAACUGAGGCAGAAGAGAAGAGGGGAAAUCCCUUCCUCGCUUCCGACUUCCGCAAAAUCACAAUCCACGAAAAGACGGACGCCGAAAAGAAGCGGAUUGUGUGCGCCGUGUGUGGGAAAAGCUUCAGCCGCAAAUCGCACCUUAACGAACAUCAGAGAAUCCACACUGGGGAGAAACCCUACAAAUGCGCCGAGUGCGGCAAAAGCUUCCGCCGGAGCACAGACCUCUCUUCUCAUCAGAGAACCCACACGGAAGAGCAGCCGUUCAAAUGCUCCGAGUGCGGGAAGAGUUUCCGGGGGAGCUCGGACCUCCGGUCUCACAAGCGGAUCCACACCGGGGAGAAACCGUACGCCUGCUCUCUGUGCGGGAAGAGCUUCAGCCACAGCAUCAGCCUCAACUCUCAUCAGAGAAUCCACACAGGAGAGCAGCCGUUCAAGUGCUCCGUUUGCGGGAAAAGCUUCACGCGCAACACGGGCCUGACUCUGCACCACAGAAUCCACACCGGGGAGAAGCCGUACACUUGCUCCUUGUGCGGCAAGAGCUUCAGCCACAGCAAGAGCCACGCCAUCCACCUCAAAGUGCACGCAGGGGAGAAACCCUACACGUGCUCGGAGUGUGGGAAAAGCUUCAUCGGGAGUUCGUAUCUUAAGUCACAUCAGAGAAUCCACACAGGGGAGAAGCCCUAUACGUGCCCAGUAUGUGGGAAAAGCUUCAGGUGGAGUACAAACUUUAACGAACAUAAAAAAAUCCACACGGGGGAGAAUGUGGUGAAUCCUAGGAAUCCCUGGAUUGGAGAAAGUCCCCCUGGUAGGGCACAGAUCUUCAUAAUGGAGGAUUCACUCUAAGGCAGAGCUUUCCAAACUUUUCAAGUUGGGGACACACUUUUGAGACAUGCAUCAUUUUGCGACACUGCAGCCGACACACUUAGCGUAACACAACACACAGUUCGGAAAGCUCUGCUUUGAGGAGCAAGGAAGGCUGUAGACCAGGGGUCAGCAAACGUUUUCAGCAGGGGGCCAGUCCACUGUCCCUCAGACCAUGUCGGGGGCCAGACUAUAUUUUUUGGGGGGGGAGGAUGAACAAAUUCCUAUGCCCCACAAAUAACCCAGAGAUGCAUUUUAAAUAAAAGCACAUUCUACUCAUGUGCUGCGCCUGACCAUCUGCAGACUAAAGAAUGCAUCGGCCAGGCCUAGUUGCCUACCCAUGUUGCAAAGCUCAACCAACAGAGAAUCCUAAGCUCAAAAUGUAACAGAGACAACUGUUAUCACAAGAGGGAGAAUCAGUGAGUGUCAGGAGGAAACUGUGGUGGAAGACAACACUGGGAGCGGCCGCUGGGACCAUAUAACACCGGUCCUAAAAUAUCUACAUUGGCUCCCAGUACAUUUCUGAGCACAAUUCAAAGUGUUGGUGCUGACCUUUCAAGCCCUAAACGGCCUUGGCCCAGUGUACCUGAAGGAGCGUCUCUACCCCCAUUAUUCAGCCUGGACUCUGAGGUCCAGCUCCGAGGGCCUUCUGGCGGUUCCCUCCCUGCGAGAAGAGAGGUUACAGGGAACCAGACAGAGGGCCUUCUCGGUAGUGGCGCCCGCCCUGUGGAACGCCCUCCCACCAGAUGUCAAAGAGAAAAAUAACUACCAAACUUUUAGAAGACAUCUGAAGGCAGUCCUGUAUCAGGAAGAUUUCAAUAUCUGAUGUUUUGCUGUGACAACCCAGGAUUUACAGAAUGUUGAGGCACAUUCUUCGUAAAGAAACCAGAAUUUGAGCAGUCUGUACAAUCUGUCAACUGAGAGAGAAGUAACCCUGGUCUGUCUGAAGGCAGAUGCCGGUGUAUAUUUUUAUUUAUUUAUUUUGCUGGACUUUCCGACUCUCGAUUCCUGGUGCGCUUCAUUUUAACUCUCCACCCCGAGAGUUAUCUGUCCCAUGCCUGAUAGCAUCGUCUCGCUUGUGGCGUUCCAUUGUCUGUGUGUUGUGUUAAUAAAGAUUUCCCCUCUAACUUGGAUUGCAGCCUCUGUGUCUGUUUUGCAGGCAUUUGAAAAUAUUAGCGCUGCGAUAUAUUUUAUUGCGGCUUUCUUUUUUUAAAAAAAGAAACACCACAUUUUUAUUGCAUUUUCAUUAUACAGAAAUGUAAACUGAAUAGACGUAAGAGAAUACAAGCGUAAAAGCAGCAGAAGGGAAGGCAAUAUUAAAUCUCUAAAUUUCCAACUAAGCGUUAGGAAGAACUGCGCCCAACGGUUAGAGCUGUUGACAGUGGACCUCUCCCUCGGGAGGUGGUAGACUCCCCUUCCCUGUCCAGAUGCUAUAGCUGAGAUUCCGGCAUUACACGGGGUUGGAUUAGAUGACCCUGGUGCCCCUUCCAACUCUACAACUACGGAUUCAUAUAGCAUACAGUGGUAUGUUGGUUUUUGAACGUAAUCCGUUCCGGAAGACUGUUCGACUUCCGAAACGUUUGAAAACCAAGGCACAAAGGGUGGCCUGCAAAUUUAACUGAGAAAAUGGAAAAAUAGCAGAAGCCGUUCAACUUCGGAGGUGCGUCUGAAAAUGGAAGCAUUUACCGUAUUUUUCUGUCUAUAAGAUGCCCCCAUGUAUAAGACUAUUUUGGAGGACUCCGAUUUAAGAAAAUGGGGGGAGAUGGUCCCCAUGUAUAAGACGCCCCCAAAUUUUGGACAUUAUUUUUUAGGAAAAAAUCCUAGUCUUAUACACGGAAAAAUACGGUACUUAUGGGUUUUUAGCGUUUGAAAACCAAAAUGUUCAGCUUCUGAGAUUUUCGAAAAACUAUACAGUGGUACCUCAGGUUAACAACUUAAUUCGUUCUGGAGGGCCAUUCUUAACCUGAAACUGUUCUUAACCUGAGGUACCACUUUAGCUAAUGGGGCCCCCGCGCUACCACCGCAUGAUUUCUGUUCUCAUCCUGAAGCAAAGUUCUUAACCCGAGGUAAUAUUUCUGGGUUAGUGGAGUCUGUAACCUGAAGCGUCUGUAACCUGAAGUGUCUGUAACCCGAUGUACCACUGUAUUAAUAAGAUCAUAAAACAACAGUAUCCUGUCAGUAUCCUUCCUGACAGUAAGAUAAUAAUGAUAAUAAUAAUAAUAAUAAUUCCCAAAAGAAUAUUAAAAACAUGAUAAAACAUCAACAUUAAGAGCUGUUCGACAAUGGAACGGUCUCCCUCAGGAAAUGAUGGGCUCUCCUUCCUUGGAAGUUUCUAAGCAGAGGUUGGCUGGCCAUCUGCCAUAUAUGCUUUGGCUGAGAUUCCUGCAUUUCAGAGGGUUGGACUGGAUGACCCUCCGGUGUCCCAACUCAUUCGAUUCUAUGCAGCUAAGCAGAAACAUGAAGAGAAGCAGAAACCCGGAAACAGGUGAGAAACCAGCCAAUUUCAUUUCUGUUUGGGGCUAUGCCUCUGCUUGCUUUAGCCUGCAGCUCUUCCAAACCCCAACCCCACCCCAGCUGCGCAGCUCUUUAUUCCUCGCCAAAGCCACUCUCCUUGCCAAAAACCCCUCCGGUUGCCAAACCUCAGCAGGUUACCUGGGUCACCCACUUGUCUCUUCCUCACCCUCGGGUGCUGGUUCCCUCGCCCGGCCUUAGCUUGGGUGUGCAUGUACACUCCUGUCCGCCUGAUGACAGAUAACUACAAAUAAAAUAGGGAGAGAAGAGCAGAGAGGCGAUAAUCCUCUUUCUCCCUGCUUGUUGAUUAAUCCUAGAAUUGUAGAAGGGACCCUGAGGGUCAUCUAGUUCAACCCCAGAUAAGAGAAGAGAACAACAACAAGAAAGCCUAGCAAUUUUUUAAUUAUUAUUAGAACCAAGCAGAACAGCAACGGAGAAAGUUGUCUUUUACUAUGUCGGGCUAUUGCUCCAUUAAGUUUAGUAUUGUCUCCGCUGACUGGCAGAGACUGCCCAGGGUUUCAGGCAGAAAAUAUCUCUGGAGUUGGUGCUGGGGAAUGAACGUGAGAGGCCCCCUGCAUUCAAAGUACAUUCUCUUCCCUCGAACUGUAGUUUCCCCUCACUUUAAAGGUAAAUUCAGACUCCAGUCUUCCUCAUUCUAAACACAGACACAUAAAACGUAGAGGACCCCUGGACAGCUAGGUCCAGUCAAAGGCGUCUAUGGGGUUACGGCGCUCAUCUCGCUUUCAGGCCGAGGGAGCCAGUGUUUGUCCACAAACAGCUUUCUGGGUUAUGUGGCCAGCAGGACUGAACCACUUCUGGUGCAACGGGACACCAUGACGGAAACCAGAGCACACAGAAACGCCGUUUACCUUCCCGCCGGAGUGGUACCUAUUUAUCUACUUGCACUGAUGUGCUUUCAAACUGCUAGGUUGGCAGGAGCUGGGACAGAGCAACGGGAGCUCACUCCAUCGUGGGGAUUCGAACUGCUGACCUUCUGAUCGGCAAGCCCAAGAGGCUCAGUGGUUUAGACCACAGCGCCACCCACAUAGGCAUCCAUGUUGUCUGCUUCUGCUGCACUUUGGACUGGAUUUUCCUGCAGUCUGGUGUGCUCUCCAGAUAAUAUGAAUUAUGACUCCCUUUCCCCACAACACAGGACAACAACCUCUUCAAAACCCUUUGUGCCUUUGCAGCUCCCACGGUCCUCUGGGGGAAGCCAAGGCUCCCCAUGGCUGCCCUUGCAUACCCUCCAAAUAAAAACAACAACAACAUUUAUACCUUGCUCAUCUGCCUGGGUUGCCCCAGUCACUCUGGGUGGCUUCUAACAUGUCUAAAAGCACAAUAAAACAUUAUACAUUUUUUUAAAAAGCUUUGCCUUCAGAUGUCUAGAAGGCAUAGGUACAGUUACUUGUCUCCUUGAGACAAGUUUGGACAUACAAAAUUUCACUUGUUUCGGUGUGUGUUUUUUGCUUUUUUGCUGCAAAAUCACUUUGAGAUAAAAGAAUGGAAAGGGUUUGUUGAAUAUUUACAGAUAAAUUGUAAACAGAUAAAAACCUUAGCAGGAUGAGCAGGAUGAGUGUAAUAACCUGCAGUUUCCUAAGAGUAUAUAUUUACAGUAGAUAAUUAAAUGAGGAAAUUAAAUGAACUUGGAUAUGCGGAAGAUAUUAAGAAAUAAAUUUAGGGGACCGCAGAAGGAGGGAGGAGGAAGUCAAAUUUUGAAAUGUCAAAUGGAUUGUAAAACUAAUGAAAUGUAUAAAUUUGAAAAGUAGCUUUUUAAAAAAAAAUUUACUUUUUUUGGAGUGGAAGCAAUUCAUAAAUGAGAUUAAACUGAUUGCUCAAAGAGAGGGAUCCAGCCUAAGGGUUAAGGGGAAGAGUGUCUGGGUUCCUAGAGAGCCCUGGAAGGAGGCUCUGGAAGGGUCACAUCCUGCCCCGCCUCCUUCUAAAGAUGCUUUGAUUAUUAUUAUUUGCAGGUCCCCCCCAGAUGCUGCCCAGAUGGUCUCCACCUCCUGCCCUCUCCAUCCAGGGAUCCGGUGAGUCCAAAGUGCAUUUGGGGGGGUGCGCUGGGGCGCUGAUGGAGGAGAAGCCCAAGGCAGAACAAAAUUGGGGAGCGGGCAUUGGAAGAAGAGCCAGAGAGGGCAAGGGAGACAAAAGGCCGGCUGGUUGGAAAUGGAAGUGCCUUAGCUGGCUUGGUCGAGCAGAAAGCCCCGGGGUUCAGACCCCAACAUCUCUGUCUGAAACUCUGGAGGGCAGCUGCCAGUCCGUGUGGGCAAUGCCAAGCUAGGUGGAUCAGUGGUCUGCCUCCGAUGCAGGGCAGGUGGCCAGGCUGCUCCGAAUAAAGCAUUUUCCUGUGUUCCUAUUUAACUGGAGGGCUGUAGUAAACUGCGGUGGUAAACGCUUUUAAAAAAAAAAUCUUUAUUGAGAAUUUUAAAAGUACAUCAGUAUAUGUGCACUAAACACGGUGAGACGUAAAUAAAAGAGAGAAAGAGAAGAAGAGAAACAGAAGGGGAAACAAAGAGGGGAGAGGGAAAACCCCCAGAACUGUAUACUUUGCAAAGUUGUUAUUGUGCUUCACCAGAUCUAAACCUAUGACAGUAUUUGUAAGAAUGGAUUCCAAAUGUCAUUGUAUUUGUCUAUGACAAGUCUGUGUUUGUAUGCAAGUUGUUUGUAUGCUGCGAGUUAGUAUAAGUCUUCAAUCCAAUCAUAGAAGGGAGCCACAUUUUAAUUCCCCCCCCCCCCCAAUUCAUCAGUAUCAGUCUUUUUGCUGUGGUCAGGGCACGGAGAUUCCACUCGUAUCGCCCUUUCAUAAGGUUCCAUGUGCUGGGUAUGUAAUUCAAGAAGGUGUGUCCGCCCUUAUAUAGACAUUUUAAAUUGCCCGCCUUGGAGUCCGAGAGCACCCCAGACACAGCAUACCUACAUCACAGAAAGGGGUGUAGCUCAAGAGAAAACUGAGUGCGUUGUUUAUCUCCUGUCAUUGUUUUUCUCCUGUCUGGCAGGUUACCUGUUAAUGCUUACUUGAUUGGAUACCCUGCGGAGCCUGGCCAGUCUUUUGUAAUGAUAACUACUUAGUUCCUGAGCCAGGUCACAGGCUCACCCUAUUCAUAAACAGACAUACCCUUAAGACAGGAUUUGUGAAUGAAAAGACAAUGGGGAGGCUUUUCCAUUUUCCUUUGACCUUGCAGAGUAAACAUUUGAUCAGUCUGGGAGCCAAAAUGGCUCCAGGACUGCUUUCCUGUGCUGCUUCAGACAUCUGGUUUAUAUAUUUAUGUAUGUGUUUGCUUGGUACAUUUAUGAACAUUUAUUAUAUAUAUAAGACCUUCAUUUAUUUAUUUCAAUUGUUUGCAGGAAGAAGCCUCGUUCUCAACGCUGACCUGCUGAUGCUUUCUGACUUCUGGGAGGGGGGCCAGCGGUGUUUGCAACUGUUGUGCUGCAAAAAGUCUGGCCUAUCUUUGCCCAAUUUGUCCCCCUUACCCCCAAAUCCCAAUGGUUAGGAGGAAGAUGGUGGCCGGUCAAUGAGGCUUUUCGAGCCCUGCUGGGGGUCCGAGGAGAAGCGCAGCCUGAAGAUGGAAGGGAGAGACACGGAUGCCCCAAAAACAGGAAGAGCCCCCCAAAAUGUCGAGACUGUGAGCAGCAGGGGGUUCUGGGAAAGGGUGGUGCAGAAGGACCGGGGCAUCCAUAGGCCACAUGCCGAGUGCCAACGCUUCAGGGGGGUCGGCUACUGGGAUGACCAGGGACCCCGAGAGGUUUGCAGCCGACUCCACCAUCUCUGCCGUCAGUGGCUGAAGCCGGAGAGACACACCAAGGCUCAGAUCCUGGAUUUAGUGAUCCUGGAGCAGUUCCUGGCUGUCCUCCCCCAGGAGAUGGAGAACUGGGUCAGGGAAUGUGGAGCAGAGACCAGUUCCCAGGCGGUGGCCCUGGCCGAAGGUUUCCUCCUGAGUCAGGCAGAGGAGAAGAAGCAGGAGGAGGAGCAGGUGAGAGAGAGUUUUGUCCUGGUGCUUCCAAGGUGCUCAGAGCGUCCAGUUUUAGUAAGGGGCAAAAUCAGACACAAAGCAAUUUUUUAAAAAACCAAGACUCCUUGUGCUGUUGUAAACAAAAAUCUGCCCUUUUCCCCCUAUGGGGUAUCCAAGAGCCCAUAUAGAGUCCUUACAUAGGUUCCCUAUUGGUAGGAGAGAAUAACAGAGGCCAACCAGAGAAUAUUGAGAAGCAAAGCAGCUAGUAAGCUUGAUCUUUAUUGAUCUGUUGCAACGGGGUGCUCCCAUCACCCGCAGGAAAGGAGGAGGAACCCAGAAAAAUGGCGCGCAAGGCCUUAUAUGGACUUUUGAAAUUGCCACCCUGUAGAUCAAGACCACCCCCAGAAACAUCAUACCGACAUCACAGAAAAAGCGGUCUAAAACAGAAAUUUGAAUGUUGUUUUUCUCCUGUCGUUGUUUAUCUCCUGUCUGGAGUAUAGCAUCUAGAUCAAGGGAAGUAAUAGUGCCACUGUAUUCUGCUCUGGUCAGACCUCACCUGGAGUACUGUGUCCAGUUCUGGGCACCACAGUUCAAGAAGGACACUGACAAACUGGAACGUGUCCAGAGGAGGGCAACCAAAAUGGUCAAAGGCCUGGAAACGAUGCCUUCUGAGGAACGGCUAAGAGAGCUGGGCAUGUUUAGCCUGGAGAAGAGGAGGUUAAGGGGUGAUAUGAUAGCCAUGUUCAAAUAUAUAAAAGGAUGUCACAUAGAGGAGGGAGAAAGGUUGUUUUCUGCUGCUCCAGAGAAGCGGACACGGAGCAAUGGAUCCAAACUACAAGAAAGAAGAUUCCACCUCAACAUUAGGAAGAACUUCCUGACAGUAAGAGCUGUUCGACAGUGGAAUUUGCUGCCAAGGAGUGUGGUGGAGUCUCCUUCUUUGAAGGUCUUUAAGCAGAGGCUUGACAACCAUAUGUCAGGAGUGCUCUGAUGGUGUUUCCUGCUUGGCAGGGGGUUGGACUCGAUGGCCCUUGGGGUCUCUUCCAACUCUAUGAUUCUAGGUUACCUAUUAAUGGUCACUUGAUUGGAUUGCCUGGGGAGCCUGGCCAGUCUUUUGUAAUGAUAAAUACUUAGUUCCUGGGCCAUGUCUCAGGCUCACACCCUAUUCAAACACAGACAUACCCUUAAGACAGGAUUUGUGAAGGAAAAGACAAUAGGGAGGCUUUUCCAUUUUCCUUUGACCUUGCAAAGAAAACAUUGGGACAGUCUGGGAAUCAAAAAUUGUUCCAGGUCGGUCUUCCUGUGCUGAUCUAUGUACGUGCUUGGUUGGUACACUUAAGAACAUUUAACAUAUAUCUAAGACCUCAAAAUUGAUAAUGUAUUGGCAAUAUUUAUGAAACACUCUCAAUUGUUUCUGAAUUCAUAAACAGCAACAAACAGCAAAAAGUGUAGUAGGCUGAUUUUGAGUGACAGCUGAUCCAUGAUCACUUUACAUACCUUUGGGGACUAUUAACUUGCUGAUGAAGAAAUAUUGUUGAAAUAGUUCAUUAUCCCGGAAGAACUGUUCUGUUUGCUGUUUGUUGCUGCUGUGCUCACAGCACCACCCGGCUCCAGUUCAUUCUCAACCAAACAAUAUAGAUAUAAACUGUGGAAAGGCUUUCUGCCUCAACUUCAGUGUUUCUUUGUGGUUCCCCACCAUUCUAAGCAUUCCUGUUGAUGGAAUAUUUAUUUGACUUCUAUCCGUUUCUAUUAGUUUGUGACUUCUUGCGCGUAUUAUAUGGCUUUUGUUUAUGGAUCAAGAAACAAUUGAUAGUUACAGGUAGGUAGCCGUGUUGGUCUGCCGUAGUCGAAACAAAAUAAAAAAACAAAAUUCUGAAGUGUGCAUGCACACGAAAGCUCAUACCAAUAACAAACUUAGUUGGUCUCUAAGCUGCUACUUGGACACGGGUGGCGCUGUGGGUUAAACCACAGAGCCUAGGACUUGCCAUUCAGAAGGUCGGCGGUUCGAAUCCCCGCUACGGGGUGAGCUCCCGUUGCUCGGUCCCUGCUCCUGCCAACCUAGCAGUUCAAAAGCACGUCAAAGUGCAAGUAGAUAAAUAGGUACCGCUCUGGUGGGAAGGUAAAUGGCGUUUCUGUGCGCUGCUCUGGUUUGCCAGAAGCGGCUUAGUCAUGCUGGCCACAUGACCCGGAAGCUGUACACCGGCUCCCUCGGCCAAUAAAGCGAGAGGAGCGCCGCAACCCCAGAGUCAGCCACGACUGGACCUAAUGGUCAGGGGUCCCUUUACCUUUACCUUAUGGUGCUACUGGAAGAAACAAUUGAUAGUGUUUCAUAAAUAUUGCCAAUACAUUAUUAGCCCACAUGCUGCCUUUUGUAGAUCAGAUUGCCCCUCAGAGCUGGCAUCACGUGGAGCUGGUCCUCAGUGGUGGUGGCCUCUCCUCCUCGCCCGCUCUCUAGCAACUGCUCCGAGGAGGCUGGCAGCAGAGGCCACGGAGAGGCGAUGGGACGCUUGCCGCUUGGGACAAGCGCCCGCUCAUUCUCCUCCCUGAGCUUGGAGGCAGCGGCACUGGCGGGGGAAUAGGGACAUUCCAAGAUCAAAUCCGGACACGGGAUGGAUUUCAUAAUCCUGGGACUGUCCCUGUAAAAUCAGGGCACUUGAGGGUAUGAGAAAGCACCUAAGGAGGGGCGUGGCCUGGAGAGAAUGUCGGGGAGGGGGCAUGACCUGGAGAGAAGGUUGGGAGGGGGCGUGGCCUGGGGAGCAGGUUGGGAGGGGCGUGGCCUGGGGAGAAGGUUGGGAAGGGGGCGUGGCCUGGAGAGAAGGUUGGGAGGGGCGUGGCCUGGAGAGAAUGUCGGGGAGGGGGCGUGACCUGGAGAGAAGGUUGGGAGGGGGCGUGGCCUGGGGAGGUUGGGAGGGGGCGUGGCCUGGAGAGAAUGUCGGGGGCGUGGCCUGUGGAAGAGUCUGGCUGGGAUUCAUGGGAUUCAUGCCAGCUCCCUGUCCUGAGAUUCCCCCUCACCCUUAUCUUAUGGGUUUCUCACUGCUGUUUUACGCAAAGGCCCUGUUAGGAGAAGUCGCUGCUGAGUUCCUCAAGGCAGAGGAGACAUCGCCAGAGGAUGCCAAGCGGAGGCUGUUGUUCAGGUGGAUGGUGCAGGAGGGCGAUGGAGGGGCUGCCAUGCCAGGUGAGGGCGGGAGCAGAUAUUUUGCCACUUGGCCUCCCUCUGCUGGCUGGGCUCAAAAUCCCCCCAGGGGCUGUUUUUACAUUCCCCUUCAACACUACAUGAGGGACGAAAAGUGUUAAUGGCUAGGAAAGCACCAAAAAGAGGUGGUGGUGGAUUCGAAUCCCGCCCUGAAGCCCAUCUCCAUGACAGGCUUUGCGAACCUGGGGCUCUCUGGAUGUCGUUGGACAACUCUCAUCAUCUGUAUUGCUGUAAGGAGUAGAAUCAUAAAAGCCAACCCUUAGGGGCCGAGAUCCCCUUGCCCACCUCCACCCCCAAAAAAAUAUUUGAGGGGGCUGGGCCCCCCUCAAGUUGCCAGACAUUGCUGUUCAAAUGGUGCGUGAUCUCUGCUUCUUGUGAUUGAUUAUGGGGGACAGAGCUUAUCUGACCCCCCCAUAUUUUAUUAGUUGGCACCCCUGAGUGGAAUUUGCAUGCUUCAUCCUAGUGGAAACUUAAAAAGCAGUUGCACUGUAAAUUUGCUUUCACAGCCAGUGGCAUAGAUAGCUGCUUGGGUGCCCGGGGCAGCGUCCUGCAGCCAGGGGUGAGGAGAGCUGUCCACAGGGGCGGGGCAAGUCAAGGAAGGGCACGCUGCGUGGAGCCUCUCCACAGCCUCCCCCUCAGCUGUAGGGCGGCUGAGGCGGUGGGCAGACGCAAGCCCCACACUGCUCGAAAAAGCAGCACGGAGCUUGCAGGCAUUCUGCCCACUGCCACCCCCUCAGGAGACGUGUGGCUCAGGCACGCUGCAGGCCCCGUAGUGUGGCACCCAGUACUCCCUGCCUCACCUAGCUACCAGUGGCGUAGGAAGGGGGGGUGCGGUGGGUGCAGGAGUUAUUUUUUCAAAAAAAAAAGUCGUGAGCCAAGUUUUUAUUUAUUUAUUUUAAAACUCAUAUUUUUGCCAUUUUGUCACCCGCCUCAGUGAUGACACCUGGGGCAGCCCGUACCCAACGCACCCCCCCUUCCUUCGUCACUGUCCACAGCAGUGUAAUCUGUCAAAACCAAAUUGUGCCCAAGAAACAAAAAGUGUCGGCCAGCGAGCCCUGGGGAUUAUCUAAUGCUUAUUUCCCCUAAAUUGAUUUUUGAAUUUAUUGUUAUCCAUGUUUUUAUACUGUAUUUUAUGCUGCUUUUAUAAUUAAGUGUUUUAAAUUUGUUGUUAGCUGCCCUGAGCCCGGUAUUUGAACUGGGAAGGGCGGGUAUAAAAUAAAAAAUUAUUAUUAUUAUUAUUAUUAUUAUUAUUGUUUUGCAAGUCGCCGAGAUGCAUAAACGCUUAGCAAGGAUUUCAACCACAUUUGUGUGAAUUGCAGGUGGCGGAAAGUUGCCAGGAACGGCUACGGAAUCGUCUCCUCUCUGUGGUGGAUCAGAAGCGGCCUCUUUGCAGCUGGAUCCGGUAAAGGAUGGAUCGCUGGACAUAUCAAAUCGACUGGCUCCAUCCCCUCCCCCUCCCCUGCAGGCUGAAGAGAAUCUCCCUCUUUUCCUUUGCUUGUGUCAAAGCGCCACAUGGGGGAAAUCCUCUGUAGGCCCCUCCGUGGAGGUGGGAUGACAGAAUCAUAGAGUUGGAAGAGACCAUCUAGUAGUCCAACCCCUUGAGGAGGAGCUGUUUUUUAUCGUCUCCUUUCCCUUCCAGGUUCCGGUGACGUUUGAGGAGGUGGCUGUGUAUUUCACGGAGGAGGAAUGGGCCUUGUUGGAUCCGGGCCAAAGAGCCCUGCACUGGGAAGUCAUGGUGGAGAAUUAUCGGAAUCUGGCCUCUCUGGGUAAGGCUCCUUCUUUCCCUUUGGUUGAUGAAGUCAGUUUCGAAAGCCUUGAUAGAUAGAUAGCAUCCUUGGACUCAAGCCUAGGUCCUUUGUGAACCUGCCAAGAGAAAUCCCAUCACAGAGCACUUUUGUGUAUGGAACGGAUGGAGAAUCUGAAGCUCGGGGGCAAAAUCUGGUCCUCCAAGCCUCUCUAUCUGGCCCCCUCUUUCUCUAGGCCACAAGGCCUUCUCAUGGACCCACAAAACACCUGAGCCCUCCCCUUCCCUUGCUGCCCCUCGCUUGGUCCUUAGGUGCUAAAAGCAGGUCCCCUUUUCUUUUCUGAAAAGUACAUUCAACUGGAAGAGGAAGUCAGAAGUACGACGCUCUGCCCCACUUCCUUUCGGAGCUCUAUGUGCUUUUCGAGGCUCAGGUCAAUUUCACUGGAUCUGAGUUUUACCACAUCAUUUGGGAAGGUGAAGCAUGUGUGCCCACACUUUCUUGGUUUCUCCCUCUCCUGGGGGAGGUGGGAGAAAAGUGGCCGGAGGGAUUGGAGCCCAGAGCACUCAUUCAGAAAUCCAAAUGGGCCUCAAAAGAUUGGCAGAUAAUUGGGUUUGGCUCCUAGUUUGAUGAUCCAUUUCUCCAUCAGGAGAAAUGUACUUUUUAGUAUGUUUCUGAGCACAAUUCAAAGGGUUGGUGCUGACCUUUAAAGCCCUAAAUGGCCAGUAUACCUGAAGGAGCGUCUCCACCCACAUUGUUCUACCCGAACACUGAGGUCCAGCACCGAGGGCCUUCUGGCGGUUCCCUCACUGCAAGAGGCCAAGUUACAGGGAACCAGGCAGAGGGCCUUCUCGGUGGUGGCACCCACCCUGUGGAACACCCUCCCAUCGGAUGUCAAGGAGACAUCUGAAGGCAGCCCUGUUUAGGGAAGUUUUUAAUGUUUGAUGUUUUAAUUGUAUUUUUAAUAUUCUGUUGGGAGCCGCCCAGAGGUGCUGGGGAAAUUCAGCCAGAUAGGCAGGGUAUAAAUAAUAAAUUAUUAUUAUUACCUUACCAGUGUUCUCCCUUUAAUCCAGCAGAUGACGCCUGGGUCAGCUGGAACGAGGGAAAGCCUCAUGGAGCAUCCUUUAAAAGGGCCCGAUGUACAGAGGGGGAGGUAUAUAGAAGGACAACGGAGAGCAAAGCAAAAGAGAUAAGGAGGAACAAAUCUUCUGCUUUUGAAGGGAUGUUUUCCCCUGAAAUAACAAUUCAAGGGGAAAUGAGCCAUGUCAAAACGUCAUUUCCGGAACCCGACUUUGACGAGGCAGAAACCCAAGAGGAAAGGAGUGAAGGCAAGAAAAAGAUUGAGUGUGAGGUGUGUGGGAAAAGCAUUAGUAAAUCGCACCUUAACGAACACAAACGAACCCACACAGGGGAGAAACCGUUUCAAUGCUCGGAGUGCGGGAAGAGCUUCAGUCGGCGGGAACACCUUACUUCUCAUCAGAGAACCCACACAGAGGAGAAGCCUUACACGUGCUUGCAGUGUGGGAAAAAUUUCAAACACAGGAAAAACAUGACAUCCCAUCAAAUUAUACACAGUAGGGGGCUAACUUGCAACUCCUCGGAGUGUGGAAAUUGCCUCAGUCCCAGCCUUACUUUGCAGCACCACGCUCUGGAGAAACCAUUUAGAUGUUCAGAGUGUGGCAAGAGCUUCAGUCGGAGCACAGACCUGAGGUCACAUCAGAGAAUCCACACAGGGGAGAAACCGUACUUGUGUUCACUGUGUGGAAAGAGCUUUACCCACAGCCGGAGCCUGAGCUCCCAUAAAGUCACGCACACAGAGGAAAGACCAUUCGAGUGCUCGGAGUGUGGCAAGAGCUUCAGUCGGAACACCAGCCUUACUAUUCACCAGAGAAUCCACACAGGGGAGAAACCGUAUACGUGUUCCCUGUGCGGGAAGAGUUUCAGUCACCGAAGAAGCCAUGCUAUUCACCUAAAAGUGCAUGCAGGGGAGAAACCUUUUACAUGCUCAGACUGUGGGAAAAGCUUCAUCGGGAUUUCGUACCUCAAGACACAUCAGAGAAUCCACACUGGGGAGAAGCCAUAUACAUGCCCAGUGUGUGGGAAGAGCUUCCGGUGGAGCACACACUUCAAAGAGCACAAAAAAAUCCACGUGGAGGAGACUCUGGCGAAUCCUAGAAAUGCCUGGAUUGUGGAGAAAACUCCCAAGAGAGCACAGAUGGUCGUGUCAGGGGAUUCACUCCCAGGAGAAAGGAGAUAUACAUAG
This is a messenger RNA of Podarcis lilfordi (Lilford's wall lizard), 18492 nucleotides long. The record is from the annotation of a GenBank genome assembly. Lineage: Eukaryota; Metazoa; Chordata; Lepidosauria; Squamata; Lacertidae.